AAACAUUUAACAGCAUGCCGUAUUGAGGGCUAGUUCGGUGAGAUUACACGUGAAUGUGUCAGGACGUGAAUAUCUAGCUAUUGUGGAUUCGUGUGGUGAAAAGUUUCCGAAUCGAGGCCGGCGGGAUGCUGUACCUGAUCGGCUUGGGACUCGGAGACGCCACCGACAUCACGGUGAAGGGUCUGCGGGCGGUGAAGAGCUGCUCCCGGGUCUACCUGGAGGCCUACACCUCCAUCCUGACUGUGGGGAAAGAGGCGCUGGAGGAGUAUUAUGGGAAGCAGCUGAUCCUGGCGGACCGGGAUCUGGUCGAGCAGGGAGCCGACGAGAUCCUGAAGGACGCAGAUGUGACCGACGUGGCCUUCCUGGUGGUGGGCGACCCGUUCGGAGCCACGACUCACAGCGACCUCGUCCUCAGAGCGGUGAAUGCUGGGAUACCGUACAGGGUCAUCCAUAAUGCCUCCAUCAUGAACGCAGUGGGCUGCUGCGGCCUGCAGCUGUAUAACUUCGGGGAGACGGUGUCGGUGGUGUUCUGGACGGAAACGUGGAAACCCGAAAGUUUCUACGACAAAAUCUGUAAAAACAGAGCAGCUGGACUGCACACACUCUGCCUGCUGGAUAUUAAAAUGAAAGAGCAGAGCAUCGAGAACAUGAUGAGGGGCAAGAAGAUCUACGAGCCGCCGCGCUUCAUGACUGUCAGUCAGGCUGCAGAACAGCUGAUUCAGAUCAUCGAGAGGAGGAGGAGCGAGGAAGAGGAGGAGCUGGGAGUGACGGAGGACACGGUGUGCGUCGGCCUGGCCCGGCUCGGCGCCGACGACCAGGCGGUCCGGGCGGCGACGCUCCGCCAGCUGGCGUCAUGCGACCUGGGCGGGCCGCUCCAUUCGCUGGUGGUCACCGCCCGGCUCCACCCGCUGGAGGUGGACAUGCUGCGCCUGAACGCAGCACCAGACGCGCUGCAGCACCUGCGCAUGAUCGACAGCUCCACCUACACAUCCUGACGCCGGCCGACCCGCUGGGCCGGGAACUUUCACCUGGAUGAGGUCGGACCAGAAUCCGUCCUCACAGGAGCAACGAACUCGAUCAUCAGUGAAAUGAAAGAAAAUCCAUUCAAUCAAAACAGCUUCACUGCAAAAACAAAAUCUUACCAACUAUUUUUG
Poecilia latipinna (sailfin molly) is the source of this 1154-nucleotide messenger RNA. RefSeq names its product diphthamide biosynthesis 5 (gene dph5). Gene Ontology annotation, biological process: protein histidyl modification to diphthamide. Bases 126 to 995 code for a protein of 289 amino acids. Lineage: Eukaryota; Metazoa; Chordata; Actinopteri; Cyprinodontiformes; Poeciliidae. The transcript is spliced from 7 exons. The record is from RefSeq and is a predicted model, not a curated record. Gene Ontology annotation, molecular function: diphthine synthase activity.